UCAAAAAUUAAAAAUGACAUUUUUAUUUAUGCUUUAUUUUAAUUUAUUGUAGAUGUUUAGUUUUUUCUAAAAUAUACCCAGUUUUAAAGGUGAAAACGAAUUAUAUUAAGUUAGUAGUUACCCCUAGGGGCGGUUGCUGCACCUAAAAUUUUUUCAGUAAACUGUAUAUAAGAAAAUCUGUAAUCUUGUUAUUCAAUUAUGGCAAAAGAUAUAAUAGUUCUUACCCCAAAUGGUAGAAGACAAAUAGUUCACUGCACACCUGACACUAUAAUUUUGCAAGUUUUAGAAGAUGCAUGUAUGAAGCAAGGCUUUCAACCAACAGAUUAUGAUUUAAAACAUCAUAAUCAUAUCCUUGAUUUGACAACUACUAUAAGAUUUUCCAAUUUACCCAAUAAGGCUACUUUGGAAAUGGUUGAAACAGAAAGGAGAAGAUUAGAGUCAAAUGUUACAGUUGGUUUAUUGUUGGAAGAAGGUGAAAGGAGAACAGCAGAUUUUCCACCUAAUACAUCCCUGUAUGAUUUAGUGACAUCGCUUGCACCAUCUGAAUAUAGCUCAUUACCCCAUCCAACAAUUUUAUAUAUGCGCCAAGAAGUGGUGGGAGAGACAGCUCUCAGGAAUAAAACAUUAAGACAACUUGGAUUAAUAAGUGGUCGAGCCGUUUUAAGACUGCUAAACAAAUCUGAAGAAGGCAGGCAAGCAAAUGUGUCUGCCGUUUAUAGAAGACCACUAUCCGAAAAACCUGAUAUUAAAGAACAGAAUAUAGAAGCGCGUACAACAAACUUACAUCAGUUUAAUGAUGACUCAUCAGAGCCUGGACCUUCUGAUAUCCGAAAAAAUGUAGAUUAUACAAAAUUUGAUCCAAUUGAACACAUUAAGAUUGUUAAAAAGGAAGCUGUACUAGAAAAAGAGAAAAGUACUGAAGAAGUGCAAUAUGAAGAAUCAAUUAACACGAAACCUGCAAUUGAAGAAACUAAAAUGGAUAUUGAUCAUAAAAACAAUGAUGAAAAUAUUACUGGAACAUCCAAUACAUCAUUAAUUACUCAAGAGAAUUUAGAGAGAUGUUUAAAAAUUGAAGAAGAAGUCACAUUUAUAGGAACACAGAAGGCUAUAGCAUUCAUGCAACCUGAUGACACCGAAGAUGAACUAGAAGACCUACCCAAUGAUUUUUACGACUUAACAAUUGAAGAAGUUCGUAAACUUUACCAUGAUUUACAACAACAUCGCUUGGAAUUAGAAAAUACACCACUGAUUACUGCUAACAAACGAGAAGAAAAUAUUAAACAGACAUCACAACAAAAACUACUUAUGUAUAAAAAUGCAGUGGUGAGAGUGCAGUUUCCAGAUCGUAUGAUACUUCAAGGUAUUUUUUCACCAAACGAUACAAUAGAAGAUGUAAUAAAUUUCGUUAAAACUUAUCUACAAACUCCUGACAAACCAUUUCAUAUUUUUACGACUCCUCUAAAGGAAGUUUUAGAUCCGACAACAACCUUAUUUAAUGCAAAAUUUGUGCCCUGUGUUCAUAUGCAUUUUAAGUGGUCGGAUGACAAUAAUGGAGAACCAUAUCUUAAAGCAGAAGUAUAUUUAAAAAAGACUACAAGUGAUGCAGCCGGCAUUUUGGCGUCUAAAUAUAGAGCUCCAUGCAGAAGAAAAUUGGAAGAUUCCUCAGAUAGCUCUUUGAAGUCAUUAAGAGAUCAGCCAUCAACAUCAAAACACAGUAAAGUUCCAAAGUGGUUUAAAUAAUAAUUCUUAAGUUAUUUUGAAAAUAUAAUAUUCUCUGAUUC
This is a messenger RNA of Galleria mellonella (greater wax moth), 1781 nucleotides long. RefSeq names its product tether containing UBX domain for GLUT4. Bases 199 to 1740 code for a protein of 513 amino acids. The transcript is spliced from 9 exons. Lineage: Eukaryota; Metazoa; Arthropoda; Insecta; Lepidoptera; Pyralidae. The record is from RefSeq and is a predicted model, not a curated record.